Venturia canescens is the source of this 2557-nucleotide messenger RNA. It is a transcript of the gene NELF-B, whose product is annotated as negative elongation factor B. Gene Ontology annotation, biological process: negative regulation of transcription elongation by RNA polymerase II. The transcript has 5 exons. NCBI's taxonomy places the organism in Eukaryota, Metazoa, Arthropoda, Insecta, Hymenoptera, Ichneumonidae. Gene Ontology annotation, cellular component: NELF complex; nucleus. The coding region runs from base 339 to 2246 and encodes 635 amino acids. The record is from RefSeq and is a predicted model, not a curated record.
AUGGAUGAUGGUAAAGGUAAGAGGAGGCGAUAAUAAUAGAUCAGUGAUGUGAUAUAUAAGAUGUACCGGUAUACAUACAGUACACUCGGCCAGUGUCAAUAUAUCCAAGUAUAUGGUUGGAGCUCGUUGGAGCAACGAGCAAAGGAGACGUAUAAAAGAAGAAUUUUUGUCCUCCACGAUCUACGAGUUGAAAGAAUCUGGAAAAGCUUUCUAACCUCAUUGAAUGCUCGGAGCAUGUAAACAAACGACCAAGCAGUUAACCGAAAUACUACAACGAUCGCUGUUUACAUUAUUUUUCUUGAAUAUAAUGCAUCGCAUGAAAAGUGUUUAACAAAAUCAUGAGUGUAACGCGGAAUAAUGGGGGUGGUGGAACGAGCGGUGACGGACUCGAAGAUCUGGGAAUUCCCGGUCAAAUAUUUCUACGCGACGCUCUUACGAGCUGUACCGAUCCUCUCAAAGCAAUUGAAGAAUUUCAAUUGGAAAACGGAGUUCUCUUGCCUUCCCUGCGACCAAUGUUGCCCCUGCUCGAUCUUCACGGUGUCCGCAGACUCGAUUUCCACGCAUCCGUUCUCGAGGAACUCGGAGAGAAACUAGUUAAACGAAUCAACGAGAUUGGCAUGGAAAGAAGUGAAAAGAGCGGCGGUGGUAACUCUCAUCAUGACAAAAGACUCAAAGAUUUGUUAUCCAAGAGUUUCUCAGCGGUUCGCGUUGCCGCUCUCAGACCCGUCGUGAUGUGCAUUCUACGCAAUACCCCUCACAUAGACGACAAAUAUCUGAGAGUUUUGGUGCGCGAAAAAGAGUUAUACAGCAGCGCGGAUACAGAAGUCAAACGACAAAUAUGGAAGGACAAUCAAAGCCUUUUUGGGGAUGAAGUAUCGCCGCUUUUCAGCAAAUACAUCAUCGAAAAAGAGCAGGUUCUUUUUGAUCACAGAAACCUCAAUAGUUUAUUCUUCAUGCCAUCCCCCAAGGUGAGACGACAAGGGGAAGUGGUGCAAAAAUUGGCUCACAUGAUAGGUCACAGCGUAAAAUUGUACGACAUGGUGCUUCAAUUUCUGAGAACCCUCUUUCUGAGAACAAAAAACAUUCAUUAUUGCACUCUGAGGGCAGAGCUUCUCAUGGCUCUUCACGACCUCGAGAUUCAGGACAUAAUCUCGGUGGAUCCUUGUCACAAAUUUACCUGGUGUUUGGACGCUUGUAUACGAGAGAAAAACGUUGACGUCAAAAGAUCACGGGAAUUGCAGGGUUUUCUCGACAGUAUACGGCGCGGCCAAGAGCAAGUUUUGGGUGAUCUUAGUAUGACCCUGUGCGAUCCGUAUGCGGUAAACUUCCUUGCGAGUAGCGCAGUAAAAAUAGCCCUCCAUUUGAUAAACGGUGAAUCGAUGCCGCGAGACAAUCCCGUAUUGAUAUUGUUAUUGAGAAUGUUGGCAUUGGGUCUGUCCGCUUGGCAGAUGAUAGAGUCGCAGGACUUUAAGGAACCAAAAUUAGACGCUCAAAUAGUGACAAAAUUUUUACCGGCUCUCAUGUCGCUAAUGGUGGAUGAUCAGAUAAGACAAUUGAACAGUAAGUUACCGCCGGACGAGAGAGCUAGCGCAAUCGCGAUAAUCGAGCACUCGGGACCUCCUCCUGACGCUUGUCAGGCUUACUCACAACUUUCGGGUGUCGCCGCGGUUCUCUCCAUGUAUUAUUCCCUUCACGUCGGCGGAGUUGCGGGCGGUGUGAGCGCAGCAGCCGCCGGAGCAGCCACCGGAGGUGGAAUUCACAGCAAUCAGAGUGGAAAGGCGCGCGGCGAUGCUCGCGGACUCAUGAGAGUUCUCGCCACGCUUCCCAAUUGCCAGGCACAACGAGCAUUCGAGGAUCCUUUUCUCCACACUCUUGUAUCGCUAUUGAUUCUCAAUAUGGCUGACGAAUUUUCCAACGAAUCAUUUUGCACGGUGAUCUUCGAUGAAUUUUUCCUCGCUGGCCUCGGACGUGACAACGUGACUCGGCACCUUCUCAAAUUGCUAUGGUAUAUUUAUCCAAAAUUACCACCAGCGAGACUUCACUCGUUGGUCAAGGCUCUUCAACCGACCAGUCAGCACAACGAGGCGGUACACAGUUUGUAUCAAGCACUGAAUGAGAAAAUUGGAAAUCGAGGAAAGGAAGAUGCUUCGUCGUCCCCGCUUCAGCACGAACGGCUCGGCCUCGAUUCUCCGAAUUCUCCUCUCAAAGGCGUUACCAACAUCGGGACCCAAGGAACCAGCACUUGAAUUCGGUGACGAGUCGCGAUCGUGACGCUUCGUUAAUGAAUGAAAAAUAUGAGAUCGAUUUCUGAUGGUUGACACGUUGAACGGCAAUCCACUUUUAUUUUAUUUUUGUUUGUUUGUUUUUUUUUGUUUUUAUUAUUAUUAUUUUUUAUUUUCAUUUUUACAUAUCAAAGCAGCUUACUAUUCCGUCCGUUCAACUCGAAUCCUCGGUACUUGUCCAAGCAUUGAUCACGUUAUCGAGGUAAUCAGAAUCAAGCUUGUAAGACAUGAGAAUCAUCGAAAUAUACAUCUCUGCUCGUUUAUUGCCAAUUAAA